AUGCCAAAAAAAUUAAUCAUAAUUUCUCAUGGCGUUGCUGGCUCUGCAAACUCUUGCUGGAUUCAAUGGAUUAAAAGUUUGUUAACUAGUGGAAACACUGAAGUUAUAACUCCAUCAUAUCCAAAUGCAUCAGAUCCUGAAUAUCCUGUAUGGAAAGAUGUCUUUAAUGAGAUAUUAGCAAAUCAUGAAUAUGAUGAAUUGCUUGUUAUUGGACAUUCUCUUGGUGGAUUCUUCACGUUAAAAAUCUUAGGUGAUUUUCUAUUUGAGAAUCCAAAACUGAAAGGAGUAGUCCUUGUUGCCCCAACUUCUAUCACAAAUCCACAAUGGAGAAGAUUUUACGCUGAAGUCAUCAAUUGGGAUAAUAUAAGAAAAGUACACAGUCCAAUCAAGCUUUUAUUCAGUAACGGUGAUUCAAAAAUAUCAGUUGACCAUAUUAAACUUAUUCAAUCAGAGCUCAGAGAUAAUACCAAUUUCGAAUUCAGAAACUUUCAAAAUCUUGAUCAUUUUAUGGAAGAGGAGUCAAAUGAGGUUCUUGAUGCUGCAAAAAGCAUUCUAAAUUAA
Molecule: messenger RNA, 561 nt
Organism: Trichomonas vaginalis G3
Lineage: Eukaryota; Parabasalia; Trichomonadida; Trichomonadidae
Product: alpha/beta hydrolase fold family
Exons: 1
Coding region: 1-561 (186 amino acids)
Source: RefSeq, a predicted model, not a curated record